This is a messenger RNA of Cynara cardunculus var. scolymus (artichoke), 705 nucleotides long. Its product is annotated as bidirectional sugar transporter SWEET4-like. Bases 1 to 705 code for a protein of 234 amino acids. NCBI's taxonomy places the organism in Eukaryota, Viridiplantae, Streptophyta, Magnoliopsida, Asterales, Asteraceae. Gene Ontology annotation, biological process: carbohydrate transport. Gene Ontology annotation, molecular function: sugar transmembrane transporter activity. The transcript is spliced from 6 exons. The record is from RefSeq and is a predicted model, not a curated record. Gene Ontology annotation, cellular component: membrane.
AUGGUGAUGAAUAAUGAGGAUAUACGUACGAUUAUUGGAAUCAUCGGGAAUGUCAUCUCUUUCUUCCUGUUCAUCUCACCAGCGCCUACAAUUUGGAGAAUCUUCAAGAACAAAUCGGUAGAGGAGUUCUUGCCAGAUCCUUAUAUAGCAUGUGUUAUGAACUGUUUGCUAUGGAUCUUCUAUGGUAUGCCGUUUAAUCAUCCUGAUAGUACCCUUGUGGUCACUAUUAAUGCUACUGGUCUAGUUUUGGAGCUCAUCUAUCUCACUUCAUUCCUCAUUUAUGGUAAAAAUUCACACAGGAAGAAGAUCAUAGCGUGGUUAGCUAUCGAGCUUGUUGGCCUUGGUGCUAUUGCAGGUCUUGAUUUGGGAUUUUUCCAUACCCAUGCUAGCAGAUCCAAUUUUGUUGGAAUCUUCUGUGUGGUGUUUGGUAUCAUCAUGUAUGGUUCUCCUCUAACUAUCAUGUGGAAAGUGAUCAGAACUAAGAGUGUUGAAUACAUGCCAUUCCCACUUUCAUUGGCUGCUUUCUUGAAUGGUUGCUGCUGGACAACUUAUGCUCUCCUCAAAUUUGAUCUCUUCAUUCUGAUUGCAAAUGGUACUGGGGCAGUGCUUGGGUUAACUCAGCUUAUUCUAUAUGCAUGUUUCUGGAGAACAACUCCAAGGAAGAACGAAAGGCCACCAUCUGAGGUACAGCUUCAAAAUGUAUAG